This is a messenger RNA of Thalassophryne amazonica, 3503 nucleotides long. RefSeq names its product zinc finger protein 532-like. Lineage: Eukaryota; Metazoa; Chordata; Actinopteri; Batrachoidiformes; Batrachoididae. The record is from RefSeq and is a predicted model, not a curated record.
CUGUGGAGAGGCACGAGCCUCCAUGAAGGCCUUUUCUUUUUAUAAGAUAUGUCUUCACCUGGCUUGCGGUGCAUCAAACGCAUUGUGUGAAUGCACUGGGUGAAUAAAUCUCUGCAUGUUUCUUUUGCAUAUGAGCAGUUCUUGCUGCAGUAAUCAUGGCUGCCUUUGACAGGUCUGCCAGCUCUAUUAAAGACUGGUAGCAGGCCAAAGAGAACCAGCCCUGCUGAAAGCCUCUCUGCAGUCUCACAGCUGCUGCUCCAGAGCCGGAGUCCCCUCACCCCACUGCACCGACACAAACAAAAGGCCCGAUUUGCUUGCUGAACACUGCCCCCUUUCUCUGUCCAUCCAUCUGUGCACGGCUGUGCUGGCCGGGAUUGAGAAGGAACGAGGCCUGGACUGGGACUAAACCUAGGACUGACCCAGGGAAGGAAAAGGAAGAAGGGGAGGGGAUGAGCAGGAUGGGGGCUGACAUGGUCGUGGCUGUGUGAGGCAGGUGCUGAGGCCUGUGCAGGAAGACAUUUUUCCCUCCCUGAAUAUCACUCAGAAGAAAAAAGGAGAAUCGGACCAAGACCAUGAGCGAUAUGAAGACGCCAGAUUUUGACGACCUGCUGGCAGCCUUCGAUAUCCCCGACAUGGUGGAUCCAAAAACUGCUAUUGAAUCUGGCCACCAUGAUGAACAUGAGAUCCAUCUCAAACAAGCCAGCAUUGAGGUGACUUCGAAUGAAGAUGAGGCUCACAAUGCCUCAACAGGACACGAUGUUGCCGUUAGUGUCAUUGUCAAGAAUACCCGAAACACAGAUAAUAUUGAGCAUGGUGGAACCAUAUCAGAAAAGAACAAUCCUCGCCACCCUGCAGGCAGUUUGGAUAAUGGACUUCAUAAUGGAAUUCUUCCAGUCAUGCCAUCUAGUAAUCAUUACACCAAGAAUGGUUGGAAAGCACCAAGAAAGGAAGGCCACCCAGCUGACAAAUCAGCAUCUACAUUCAAUCAGUUCAGCCCCAUCUCCAGUGCUGAAGAGUUUGAUGAUGAUGAAAAGAUUGAAGUAGAUGACCCUUUGGAUAAGCAGGGUGGUCAGUCAUUCUUUAGACCUGCUACAAAAACAGAGGCACAAAAUCCGAAAUCUCUUGUUUCAGUGGACAAUGUUUCAAAGUCCAAAGUAAAUGGAAACCUAAAACCUGAUCAAAACAACAACAGUGACACUCUGGUAGGUUCCAAGUUCAGUCUUACUCCUCAAACAAGGACCCCUGAGAAGGAAUCCAAAUUAACUGUUGUCAAGGCUCACAGACAAGAGGACACCAACCUUGGAGAGCCAUCAGGGCUUAGUAAUGUGUCGACAUCUGUAAGACACAUCAAAGCAAAGUCCUCCAUGAAGCUCCCCUCUUGUACAACAGCAAUAGCAUCCCUCAGUUCCAGAAAAGCUAACACUGCAGACUGUGGGCUCUCAGAUUCUUCUUUAACACCGAAUGAAUCUGUGCAUGACAGUCCUCAGCCGAAGGACAGUGAAAAUCCCAAUGCUCCAGAGAAGUCUCACAAACAAGAGCCAACACUGGAGUCUGCAAAGAAGCUACCAACAAAACCAGAUAGUCCAUCUAGUGUCACCAGUGAGGGAAGCAGCAAAGGAUCACCCAUCUCAAGCACCGACACCACUCCAGUCAUCCCAAAGGUCCGUAUUAAAACAAUCAAGACCUCAUCAGGCCACAUUAAACGCACAGUCACCAGAGUUGUACCAUCGUUUGAGGCCGAACGCCUGAAAAAAGCAGAGCAUCCUAAUAAUCCAUCUGUUAUGGCUUCAUCCAUGCUUUCUUCUCCUACCUCCAAUCCGGUAUUAUCGUCUCCCACAAGACCCUCUCUGCCAACCGCACUGGUAGCCACCACUGGAGGUUCUUCAUUGGAAAUUACAAAGCAGAUGACCAUCAAACCUGUGGCGACAGCCUUUCUGCCCGUCUCAGCUGUCAAGACAGCAGGUUCUCAAGUCAUCAACCUGAAGCUAGCUAACAACACCACCGUCAAAGCAACAGUCAUCCCUGCUGCCUCAGUGCAGAGUGCCAGCAGUGCCAUCCUGAAAGCCGCUAAUGCCAUCCAACAACAAACUGUAAUGGUGUCUGCCUCCAGUCUGGCUAAUGCCAAACUCGUGCCAAAGACAAUCCACAUUAGUAACAUUAAUCUACUGCCUCAGACAGUCUCCUCUGCUACCUGUGAACUCCAACAGGUCCGAUCGUCUACAAAACUGUCUCUGCAUCAACAACCACAGCAGCAAGUCAAACAUCACACAGGUCUUCCUGGUCAGACCUCAAAGAAAGUCUCCAAAGUUCAGGUGUUUGGCAGCUCUCAAAGUUCUGUGGUGGAUGCUUUUAAUAAAAUACUAAGCAGCAUAAAUCCAGUCCCUGUGUACGUACCCAAUCUCUCCCCUCCAACCUCAGCGUGUAUCUCCUUACCUUCUCGUGGCUACAAGUGUUUAGAAUGUGGAGAUUCCUUUGCACUUGAGAAAAGCCUAACUCACCACUAUGAACGUCGCAGCGUGCGCAUCGAGGUCACCUGCAAUCACUGCGCCGAAAAUCUUGUGUUCUACAACAAAUGCAGCCUCUUGACUCAUGCCAGGGGCCACAAGGACAAGGGGGUGGUCAUGCAGUGUUCACACCUAAUCCUGAAACCCAUCCCUGCAGAUCAGAUGAUAACCACAACACCCCCGAUAAGCUCGCUCAGCUGCACUAGUACCACCUCUGUCUCCCAAACACGUGCAGCCACAGGUCAAAACCAAGGGAAAGUGUCUGGUGGAGGUUCACAAGCUGCAGUGAUAUCAGUGCCGGGCAGCACUCCUCUCGUGGCAGCCAUGCCCUUGGAGGAUGAUGCAUCGAAGCUUUGCAGGCACAGCCUCAAGUGCUUGGAGUGUAAUGAAAUAUUUCAGGAUGACAGCUCUCUGGCCAUGCACUAUCAACAGGCACCAGAGACCAGUGGACAGCAAACAUGUACUAUCUGCCAAAUGCUUCUUCCGAAUCAGUGCAGCUUUUUGUCACACCAGCGAAUUCAUCAGCACAAGUCACCAUACAUUUGCCCUGAGUGCGGUGCCAGCUGUCGCUCUGUCCACUUCCAGUCACACGUCACUAAAAACUGCCUGCAUUACACACGGAGAGUCGGCUAUCGCUGCAUUCACUGUAGUGUGAUCUUCGCUGAUGUUGCUACACUGAAAUCCCACGUCCAGAGUACUCACUGUGAGAUCUUCUAUAAAUGUCCAAUCUGCCCCAUGGCCUUCAAGUCUGCACCAGGAGCACACUCACAUGCCUACACCCAGCAUCCAGGAGUGAAGGCCGGAGAGCCCAAGGUAAUCUAUAAGUGUUCCAUGUGCGACACCGUAUUCACCCCUCAGUCGCUGCUGUACACCCACUUCGACCAGCACGUCAUCAACCAUAAGGUUUCCGUGUUCAAAUGCCCUGACUGUGCGAUGUACUACGCGCAGAAGCAGCUUAUGUUGGAUCAUAUCAAGGACGCUAAUUUACUGUUGCUGUGA